Molecule: messenger RNA, 4805 nt
Organism: Acanthaster planci (crown-of-thorns starfish)
Lineage: Eukaryota; Metazoa; Echinodermata; Asteroidea; Valvatida; Acanthasteridae
Gene: ndnf
Product: neuron derived neurotrophic factor
Molecular function (GO): protein binding
Source: RefSeq, a predicted model, not a curated record
UUGUUAGCACCACACUGCAUCCCACCAACAGCUGGCCAGGUUCCUCCUGCUAGCCGUACACGAGCAUUCAGCACACCCGUCUCAAGUUUUAAGCCUUUUUGUUGUAUUUCGCGAAUGAAGGGGCGAGAAAAAACGAAGAGACAGACGGACGUGUAGGAAAUACUGGUAGGUUAGCCAGGUCACAUGCCCUUGACUGUGUUUAGCGUCACAGGGAAUUUUACACGAGAGAACACUGGUAAAGCUAAGGUAAAGCUUGUCAACAGCGCACUCAAGGAGCAACAAGCCGUGUUCUACCCAGAGCUUAAUCACUCGCGCAGAUGGCCUGGCUGAGAGAAAGUACAGUAGUCAGCGACAUUCAUCGUGUGGCAGGCAGUCCAUAACCGGGAAGCCACUUCCACCGGGUGCAAACAAAUUCCCGGGACGAAAAAAAAAAGUAAAAAAAGAUUUAGCGGCGUCUCACAAGGCUUGGUAUCUCCCACAGAUGGAACAGGAAUGUACUACUAAGCGGAGCUAGCUCUGUGGCAGCCAGAUUUUACGCGGGAUUUUGAUUUUUUUUGUGUCGCGUAAUUAUUGUGCGUGUGAGCUGACGGUGUCUGGCCGGAUAUUUUCGGCGACCUCACGGGUGCACCCGGGAUUGCGUGCCUGGUGUCUCUAUGCCGCUGGUGUUUUGGAUAUCCCGCAGUGUGUAGCAUCUCAGCUAACGUCGAGAAUUGGACGGGUUUAAAGGGGAGUAUCAAGUCGAUGGCCUUCUCCCUCCAUCCUUCAGCGGCCUAAUUCCGUGCGCGGAGGAAACCCCGUGGGCAAUACACACACCGCCACUGCGCAGACCAAUCUCCCGUCAGCUGAUCUACUCUAGAGAUAUUGCCACGCGUGUCUUCUUUGGAUCGUACUUACCCAGCAUCCGUGCCGGCUGACUGAUGCUACGGAAUUUAUUUAACGUCUUGACAUCUGGUUCCACCGUGCCUUCGAAUAGGGACUCCAGAUACACGACAUAUCUAGCAGGCCCGUGCAUAGAACCGCAGCACUGUUUCCCGUAUACUCACGGUCUCGUACUGAACGCUCACAGAAAAUGACGUCGCCCCGUCUCACGCCCUCUACCGUCACAAUGGCGCUUCUGCUGCAGUUUCUGGUAGUCUCCUUCUCCAGGCUGUCGUGGGCGCAGCAGCUCCCCACGCGAGACGAAGAAAUAUUCCAACUACAAAUGGCCAACCCUGAGUCCGUAGCGGACACCAAGGUUCUUCCGGACGGGGCGGAAACCAAGGGUUACGUUUUCAAAGGCACCCGUAAAUUUUUUUACUUCGUUGUGGAGGAGGAUAACGCACCCGUGGCUAUCACAGUCACGCCGUGCGCCGCUCAACUGGACUGGACAUUGUCACUGAUGGAUCUGCCAGAGGACGGAAGCGGCUCCAGUGACGACCAGUUAAGUGAACAGCGCCCUCGUCGUCAUCCCAACACAAAGUUGGGCACGGUGGUGAAGACGUACGUUGGCUAUGACGUCAGCACGUACGUCACCUACAGCUCCCCAGCCGGCAUCUACACGCUGGAGAUCAAGAGUCCGGAGAAGAGCACGAGCGUGCGGAUUUACGCCACCACCACGCCGGAUUCGGAUCACCUGUAUCCGGAAUUGCCGACUGAUCCCCGACUCGACAUCACCUCCUUCCGCAAGAACAAGGUGUCUCUGGCCUGGAAGCCGAGCCCGUCGGACGUGAUCUACCGUGAGCCCAUCGUGUACUGCGUAGCGCUGAACGCCAGGCAGAAUUACCACACGUGGUGUAGCGUGCAGUCUUGUCUGUACGGGGACCAGCCGCCAGCCCAGCCGGAGCACGCAGGAUUCGGCUUCGAGAGCGAGCGCGCUGAGCGACGUCAGCACCGGCGAGACCGGAAUCGCGAGAGGGAAGGCCGUGGACGGGACAGAGAGGAGGAAGACGACAUCAUCGUCGAGUGUGUGGGAAAGAAAACUCUUCACACAUUCACCAACCUGGAGCCGGCCAAGCGGUACUACUUUGACCUGUUUGCCGUGGACGAAACCAACAACAGAAGCGUCGCGUACAUCGGUACCUCCAUCAUCACCCGACCGGGACCAGAGAUCAGAAAACACAUUACCCUCAAGGACGGUAAGCUUCGCACGUCCUCAGUCCGUAAGUCGUCCCCAGUCAAGACCUUCGACUUUAGCGUCGGGGAGACGGUGCAAGACGUCAUGGUGACGGUUCAGCCCUGCAUUGAGUCCGUGCAGGCCGAAGUUUGGCGGGACGGGACCAAGAUACGGAGUUCGAACAUCCGCAACCUGAAGGACUUCUGGAUCCGCGACAUCUCGGGCGACAUCCAGAUCAAGGUCAAGAGCUUGCGUCGGGGGUCCACGCACUUCCGUAUCUUCGCCACCACCCGGCCUAACAAGUACCCGUUCCCCCGGCUGCCGGCCGAUAAGCGGAUCAAAGUCUUUGAGAACCUGCGGCAGUGCGACUCGGUCACAUUGGCCUGGCUGAGCACCAAGGAGGUGUCCCAGUACUGCCUGUACAAGCGGGUGGAGAAGCAGGCGAAGAAGCCAACCAAGCGAACCCGGGGCCGCAACAGGCAGUGCCUCGAGCCGGACAUGAGGAAGAGAACUGAAAAGGUGAUCUGUCGGCCCGUCAGUGGUCCCGAUGUGGAAAGGGAUGUCCUCAUGGAGGAAAUUAGCGGGCUGACGCCCGACACGACGUACAUCUUCGACGUGUACGUCAAUAGCUUCGGCAAACAGACGCUGGCGUACAGAAGCGCUAGGGUCACGACAAAGAAAGUGUGCUGAUUGGAGAUGUAAAGACUCCUUUUAGGUUGGAGACGUUUUAUCCGGCUGUAGCGUGAAUUGCCGUAUGAACGACGCGGCGCCUCCAGCAAGGGCGCCCUCUGUUUAGUACUGACCACCUGAACGACGACAGCCUCGUGACAGUCUGACUGGCGAGACAAAAAUGACUCGGCUUUUACCCGGGAAGUGACCGAGCGACUCUGACGUUUGUGAUCGAGAGAGGGCGCGAUUGCGAACUGCGACUGGUGCUAAAUCGAUUCACAGGAGGGCGCUAAUGCUAUAUGGACAGGUCAGAUGGAAAGAGCCACGUGCCAUCUUUUUUUUUCAGAGUUAUGUCAGACAAGGGAACAGUUGCUGGAGUUUGGAUGCUGCGUUUUACAAUUCUUGAAAGAAAAGGACAGUAAUACGGUCGUGUAUAUCAAAGACUUGAACCGUAUAAACUUCAUUGCUUAUGAGAAACCUAGUAUUCUUAUUUUGUACUAUAUACUUUUGACUGUUUUGGAACGGGACGCCUUUAUUUCGAACACUGUAAUUUAUAAUAAUGUACAUGUAUAUUGAACCCCGAGAACGAAUGGUUGCCGCGGCUUGGUCUGGAAUCGGUGUAUAUAAUUGUUUGAUGUAAAGAACACGCCAGGAUCCCGCCAUCUCGGCUGGUACCCAGACUUGGUGAUGCCUAAAGGCAAUGGCCUUGUUGCAAGCUAAGUACACUGCCUAAAAUAAAAACAGUUUUAAGUAUAAAAUGUUUACAAAAUGACGUAAAUACGUUUCUCUAUCUUGGUAUUACAUGUGUACAGACUUUUAUUCGUGAAUUGGAUGAGAUGGGAAAAGCUGGUGGUUAUAACAACCAUAUGGUAAAUCAAACGGGCACCGCGACAUCUAAAUACUUUCUUUGGCAAAAACCUAUAGCUAACCAAACUGUCCAUGUACGUGCAUGCUCUAAAUUUCCAACCACUGCUUGAUCCUGUAUCAUUUCCAAAUUAUCAGCGCUUACUCCGCCUGAAACAUUAUGCCUACCUUACAUGUUAUUUCUGUGUCUUUGCUUUGAAUGUGUUUGCUGCCAACUAGCGGCAAAAACUUGUUUGAUUUUCUGCCAAUGCGCACAAAAAUGGGAAUUUUUAGCAGAAGUGCCAUUAAGUAAUCUUGUUUUUACGAAGUCAAGAAUAGUGACUGAUAUUGCUGAAUGAGUUUCUGUGCGCUUGUUUGAUACCUUUCAUGAAUAUAUCAUAUUUGAGCAAUUAAAUGUUGUAAUUCAGGCUGAACUAAAAAAGCGAACUCUAAAAACUCGUCAGUUUUUAACUGUAAAUUCUUACCAUAGCUUGUGCAUAAUAGAAUACCAAUCAUGCAUUGCAUUAAAAAAACAGUCUGGCGUGAUUCUUGACGUUCACUAUAAUUUACUAUUUAUCAUCGUUUCUCAAAGUAUUGUAAAGAUCAUUUUAUAAUGUUUGAAAUUUACAACCUUUAAUUGGCAGCCGAUUGAACUUUUUAAAAAUGUCCUUUAACCUCCAAUUCUGUUAGGAUCAUUUUAUGUAAAUCUGUACAAAAGCACGUUUAAGAACAAUUUCAGCAAAUGUGCCGUAACACAGAGUUAUCACUGAACGUUCAAUUAUAUAUAUUUUGUAUUUUAUUUUAUGUAGUUGCAUUAUUGUUUUUGAUUUGUUAUUGCGUUUCAAUUUUUGUACGUAAUAACUAAUUUCAACGAGUUUUCGAAAUUCAUUCGUUGUAACAAUUCAAAUACAUGUGUUUCGAAAAUUGUGAUUCGAGGAGCCUGCCUACCUUACGAACUUUUAUUCACCUUUUAUGUGUUUUCUGUUUAAUUAAGCAACACGUAAAAAUAAAUUAUAUUCCCGAAUCUGUGGUCACGUGAUAGGUAUUAUUCCUUUCUUUAUUACCAUUUUAUUUCUUUUUCUCAAGUAAUCACCUUGUGUUCAAUGUAUAAAGUGUGAAGAACCAGUUCAAAUGAAAUUGUUUUAAAUGUGUACAUGUGUUUGAAAACCGUGACUUAAAAUAUAAAAGUUGCUUAAAUUUA